ACUCGCCUCAUUUUUUGCAGGAAAUUCAAUUACUAGUUUUAUUUUGAAAUCCUUCAAGCAGCAAGUGCACGACACACGAAGUUACGUCACGGGCAGUCCAAGGUUACGCAACGAUGAAGCGCGUCCACACCUCGGGAUGCGAAGCAAAACUCCUUUGAGUGCGAGGCGCAGAGGACAGGAACGCGAAGUUUGUGACAUGUGAAGAUUAGGGGAAAAACAAGUGGACCGCCAUUAACGAGGAGAAUCGACCUCAGGUUUCGACCCUAACAGGUGAGUUUGGGAGUUGCUGAACAAUCCUGUUCGACUUGAGUGACGGGGACGGACAGGGAACAAAGCCCCGUUGCCAACACGGAUCGCUUCCCCUUUCCCCGGUGUGGCUGAGCGGCCAAUGCGUUCACUCUAGGAGAGCUAUGACCGAGUACUUGUUGAAAGUCUUGGUUGUCGGUGAUGGGAAUGUGGGGAAGUCGUCCUUUGUCCAUCGCUAUGUCAACGGGCAGUUCAACAAAGACUACAAGAUGACUAUGGGAGUGGAUUUCUCUAUGAAGUUGCUACCCUGGACAGACACAGAGAAAGUCAGACUGCAGCUGUGGGACAUUGCAGGCCAGGAGCGGUUCAUCUCCAUGACCAGGAUCUACUAUAAAGGCACGUCGGGCUGCGUCAUCAUGUUUGACGUCACAAACCUGGACAGCUUCCAGAGCUGCAGAGUGUGGAAGCAGGACCUGGACAGCAAGGCCAUGCUGCCGGACGGGAACCCAAUACCCUGCAUUCUUCUGGCUAAUAAGUGUGAUCUACCCUCAAGGGUGGUGUCGACCGAGUUCAUCGGUAGGUUUAGUAAGGAGAAUGGAUUUGUGGCGUGGAUGGAGACUUCUGUGAAGGACAACAAAAACAUCUCAGAGGCUAUCAGGAGGUUGGUGGAGGAGAUUCUGUCCAUGCAGUGCGACCUACAACAGACCGGUGAUGUCAAUCAUCUACUGGACCCCCAGCUGGACCCCAACACCGGGUGCUGCUGAGCAGCCCUCCUCCCACCAACAACCUGCAUAUGACUACCUUUAGGACUGCACUCUCUGGGGGCUCAUGAGCAAGGCAUCCAACUCCCUAAGCCCUGACCAGAAUCACAGACCUUACUUGACCUUACUGUGUGUGUGUGUGUGUGUGUGUGUGUGUGUGUGUGUGUGUGUGUGUGUGUGUGUGUCCAAAAUGAUAAAAUGGCACCAAAUGAUCUUCAGGAUUAAAAAAGAGACCAGAUCAAAUGUAUUAAAAAAAAAAUAUUGAGCACAUAGAGGAAUCUUGGAAGUAUUAAAAGGGAAAAUGUUUUAUAUAUCCGCUCUUUUAUUCCUAGAACCAGAUUAGAUUAUACGUGAAAGGAAGGGAAAAACUUAAAUAGCGUAUGAUGGAGUUCAGGUAUCAAACUGCAGGUAUCAGCCACUCACUAUCAGUGAAUACAAUAAAUGGAAUUUAGAAAAUGUAGUUUCCAAAUGUUCCUUCAUUGGUGAAAAUGAGUGGGGUAAACAGUGGUGACAUGUUUCUCUAGUUCUGUCCUGUGGCCCUCACUGUUGUCAAACAUUCAGUUCUCCUUUUAUACAGGAACCUGUUGCACACACAGGACUGAGCUCUACACAUAGUUUUGUUUUUAUUUGUUUGUUUUGAAUGAUCACUGCACACCUUUUAUUACUUUAUUACUGCUAAACCAUUAAAAAAAAAAAGUUGCUUUGCUUUUUUUACCUCACCUCUUUCUCUUUGUCCAUUUCGGGCUGGUCCUCUGUAAAUUAUUCUAAAAUAUCAGUGAUUCAUUGAAGACUAAGCUUACGUUCUCAUCAUUUCUGCAAUUGUAUCGUUGUAAUAGGGCUCACACUCUUUUAUUGCGAUUGUUAUUGCACUACUUUUUCCUUGUUUUCUAUAUACUGUGUGUGCCUAUAGCUUUUUUUAGUUUCCAUGUUUCCAACAUGAUUGACUGAUCAUGAUCAUGAUGACUUAAGAGAGACGGGAUCAUAUGCAUGUGGAACAAUACAUGGGACCAAGUUUAUUUGUUUAUUUUCUUCAGCAUAUUUCUUCAGUUAGUUGAUUUGUCACAGGACAUUGAUGCUGUGUCUUUUCAGGUCACUUGAUGACAUUGUUCUAUCAAACCCCUAAUAAAUGAUUUAACCUGGCAAGGUUUUAGCCCAACACAAGUAAAUGUUGAAAAUACGACAACUUACAUUAAUGGUAAUUUACUAUUCUGUCAACAUAUUGUGAGCACUACCAAAAACAGCAUACUCAAAUUGACGCUUCAAAUUAAAAGAGUCAAGACAGGUUUGAACAACUGAACAGGCAGAAGAUCUAGGUUCACCAUCGUAGUGGGGCCAUCGGCCCCACCAUGGCCCCACCAGCAGUGCAGGGCAACACCUUUCAGAUUCUUCAGUUCAAUUCAUUUCACAUUUCUGCAUUUUUAGCAAUGCUUUGCGCUUUUCAUUCAGCUGUCACUUUAUUUGCUCCCACCAUUUACAUUUUUUUAAAUGUUUUGCAUGUUUACAUUGUUUACGCCAUUUAGACUUUUGAACUCUGUUUUCUUUACGUAUUAAAUUAUGUGGCUUUAUUAAUACAUAUUUUCAACCUCA
This is a messenger RNA of Gadus macrocephalus (Pacific cod), 2594 nucleotides long. Its product is annotated as ras-related protein Rab-7L1-like. Lineage: Eukaryota; Metazoa; Chordata; Actinopteri; Gadiformes; Gadidae. Gene Ontology annotation, biological process: vesicle-mediated transport. The record is from RefSeq and is a predicted model, not a curated record. Gene Ontology annotation, molecular function: GTPase activity; GTP binding. The transcript is spliced from 5 exons. Gene Ontology annotation, cellular component: Golgi apparatus; trans-Golgi network; vesicle. Bases 411 to 1010 code for a protein of 199 amino acids.